This is a messenger RNA of Penicillium roqueforti, 441 nucleotides long. RefSeq lists its product as uncharacterized. The transcript has a single exon. Bases 1 to 441 code for a protein of 146 amino acids. The record is from RefSeq and is a predicted model, not a curated record. NCBI's taxonomy places the organism in Eukaryota, Fungi, Ascomycota, Eurotiomycetes, Eurotiales, Aspergillaceae. Gene Ontology annotation, biological process: regulation of DNA-templated transcription.
AUGGACUGUACAUGUAAGACCAACCGAUAUGGCCUCCCCCUGCUUGAUGUUGUUGGCUUUGCGGCUACUGGCUCUACGUUCCACCUUGCUUUUGCAUUUAUGCGAGAUGAGAAAGACCAUACGUACAAGGCAAUGCUUGGCUGUCUUCUGGAAGCCUACGAGGCCCUUGGUCUUGCAGCCCCACGUUCAAUCCUCACGGAUAAAGAGGCAGCUUUGCUAACUGCAAUUGAGUUCAUUUUCCCAGAUACAAAGCAUAUAACAUGCACCUGGCACAUUAAUAUGAACAUUUUGAAGAAACCCCGCCCCCUUCUCGCCGAUCAAGUAGCACAAGCCCGCCGAGAAGCCCGUGGAGAUAACUCUUCGUACCGCCUUACCCCCGCUGAAGCCCAGGAAGACCGUGAGAAAGCCGAAGAGGGGUGGAAGAAGAUGCUUCAGCGGUGA